Molecule: messenger RNA, 2965 nt
Organism: Erythranthe guttata (spotted monkey flower)
Lineage: Eukaryota; Viridiplantae; Streptophyta; Magnoliopsida; Lamiales; Phrymaceae
Product: DEK domain-containing chromatin-associated protein 1
Biological process (GO): chromatin organization; regulation of double-strand break repair
Cellular component (GO): nucleus
Molecular function (GO): histone binding; DNA binding
Source: RefSeq, a predicted model, not a curated record
AGCGAGGUUGGGGUUCGAAGUGUUAAUAAGUACAAAACUGAAAACAUAAAUUAGAGAGAGAAAAAAAAAAAACCAGAUUCUCAAAAAACCACUUCAGUUGGAGAAUGAGCUGCGAGACUUAAAUCUCGAAAUUCCGCCUGUACUUCGGGUUCGUUAGCAAAAAAAGGGGAAAAAAAGAAAAGAUUCUUGUGUAGCACAGACCUCAUAUUUAGCUAUUAUGGGUGAAGAAGAUGUAAUUACCGAUAAGGUUGAGCCUGUUGCAAAUGGCAGCACGGAAAUUGAGAAAAAGACUGAUGUGGAGGAAAAUACCGAGACAGUACCCGAUAGUAAAGGGAAGCAGCAUGAUGAAGUGACAGAAAUGGAAGAAGAUAAAGCAGAUGAUGAGAAAGUUGAGGCUCAACAAAUGGAUGUGGACAAAGAAGAUGUCAAUGAAGUCAAGGAAGAUGAAAAAAAGGCAGAGGAUGAAGAAAAGGCGGAGGAGAUAGAAAAGGCUGAGGAGGUAGAAAAGGCUGAGGAGAUAGAAAAGGCUGAGGAGGUCGAGAAGGCUGAGGAUGAAGAAAAGGCGGAGGAGGAAGAAAAGGCGGUGGAGGUAGAAAAGGCGGUGGAGGUAGAAAAAGCGGUGGAUGAAGAAAUGGCAGAUGAUGAAGAAAAGGUGGAGGAGGUAGAAAAGGCGGUGGAUGAAGAAAUGGCAGAGGAUGAAGAAAAGGCGGAGGUUGAAGAAAAGGCGGAUGAUGAAAAGAAGGUGGAGGAUGAAGAAAAGAAGGCAGAGGAUGAAAAGAAGGCGGAGGAUGGAAAGAAGGCAGAGGUUGAAGAAAAGGCUGAGGUUGAAGAAAAGGUCGAGGAUGAAAAAAAGGUGGAGGAUGAAACUGUAGCAAAAGAAGGAGGAGAGGGAGGGAAGGAAGAGACUGAAGCUGACAAAGAAAAGCAAGAAAGUGGUGGAGAAGAUGGAGGAAAGGAUGGACUUAAGAGUGAAGAAAUGGAGGUAGACUCUGAGGAGAAAGCCAAGGAAGAGUGUGAGGAUAAGGUUGAAGAGGAGGCUGAUGGAAUGGAAGAGGAGGAAGAAAAGCCAGAAGAGGUUAAAGAAGAAAAAGCUACGAAGAAACGUCCGAGAUCAAAGAGUAGUGCUAGGAAAAAGGGCAGUAAUAAGAAAAAAGAAAAUGUAGGGGAAGAGAAAGAACAGAAAUCCCCAACUGAGAAAAAGAAAAAAGAGCCUAAAACCCCAGUGGAGAAAAAGGAAAAGGAGCCAACAACACCUGCAGCUUCAACUCUUGAUCGCCCUGUACGUGAGCGAAAAUCCGUGGAAAGGUUGGUCGCGACUAUUGAGAAGGACUCUUCUAGAGAGUUUCUUAUUGAAAAGGGUCGUGGAACUGCACUGAAAGAUAUCCCAAACGUGGCAUAUAAGAUUUCAAGAAAGAAGGCCGAAGAUACUUUCAAAUUGCUGCAUACUAUCCUUUUUGGAAGGAGAGGAAAGGCUGCUCAAGUGAAGACCAACAUUUUAAGAUUCUCGGGGUUUGUUUGGCAUGGUAAUGAGGAAAAACAAUUUAUCAAAAUCAAAGAAAAACUUGACAAGUGUGUCAAGGAGAAACUAGCAGAGUUCUGUGAUGUUUUCGAUAUACCAAUUACCAAGUCUACGAGGAAGGAAGAUAUGGUUGCAAAGUUGUUAGAGUUUUUGGUGGAACCUCAGGCGACAACCUCUGAUUUGCUUGCUGAAUCGGAGCAGGGAAAAAAGAGAAAGCGGGUCAGCAAAACGGCAUCUGGGAGUGCUACCCCAUCAAAAGGCUCAGCGAAGAGUCAGAAGAAAGGUGAAGGUUCGUCUAAAAAGGGUGGAGAGGCAAAGAACAGCCCUCCUGAAUCAGAAGACGAAUCAGAAAAGGAGAAAGAAGAAGAUAUUAAUGGUGCUCCUGAAAGAUCGGACGAUGAGGUGUCUGAACAUGCUGAAAGUGAGGAGAAAGGAAGUGAACCCGAAGAGGGGUCAGAUGAAGACACAGAAAAGCCGAAAAAACGAGCAAAAUCAUCUGCAAAGAAGGAAUCUUCCGAAAAAGCUAAAACCAAGAAAAUAACCAUCUCUAAAAAGGCCAACCCUCCACCCAAAAAAGCCCCAGCAAAAUCACCAUCAAGCCGCCCAAAAAGCGCUAGUGAAGAAACAAGUGCGAAAAAGUCUUCUGCUAAGAAGAAAGAAGAACCAAUCAAGAAGAAAGAGGAACCGAUCAAGAAGUCGUCAACUCCAAAGAAAUCCUCUCCAAAGGAGAGUGCUGGGAAGAAGAUUCUGAAAGUAAAAGAGAAGCUCAAGGAGGCGGCACUUAAUCCGAGCGAUGAUGAACUCAGAAAUGCGAUUUAUAAGAUCCUCAAGGAGGUCGAUUUCAAUACGUCUACCUUCACGGACAUUCUGAAGCUGCUUGCUAAGCAGUUCAACAUGGAUUUGACGUCUAGAAAACCGACAAUAAAGCGCAUAAUCCAGGACGAGCUCACAAAGCUAGCCGAUGCUGAAGAGGAGGCCGAUGAAGAGGAAGAUGAAGAAGACGAUUCUAAGACGAACGAGAAGAAACCUUCCAGCGUAGGUGUCAAGGCCUGACAACCUUUUAGCCAGCUGGAAAGAAAAAACCGCACAUAAGAGAGAUUUGGUGUACACUAUAUAAUAUAUAUAUAUAGAUAUAACUUACUCUCUUCAGGUUCGUAUGUGUUGUAAUUUAUAUUAGAUUAUGUUAGUGCAGUUGUUCCUCGCCCCCUCACGACUCUUCGAGUAAGGCUGUAAUUUAUUUGCUGCUAGUGUUGUUUAACUGCUUAGGUGUUGAUAGAAUUUAACAGUUUGAAGGUGGCUUGUUGUUGUGCGUGCGCAACGAGACGAGAUAACAUUCGUAGCGUUUCUUUUUUACUUCCUCGUGUAUUCAUGAUUAUCACCCUGUAAUAGGAGGAAAUAAUUUCAGACUUUUGAUUGUCUUUUGUUAACUUGCAUGGUUAUUUAUUA